Messenger RNA from Striga hermonthica, 2583 nucleotides. Lineage: Eukaryota; Viridiplantae; Streptophyta; Magnoliopsida; Lamiales; Orobanchaceae. The record is from the annotation of a GenBank genome assembly.
AAAGAAGCAGGAAAUGUAGAAAUUCAACUAAAAGACAUCAAAUCCAGCGAGGAGGAAUGCGGGAGGAGUCUUUUUGGUAAAGUAGUAGGCGACCGGCCGACGAGUAUGCUGGGGAUAAAGCGUACAAUGACGACCAUAUGGAAGCUCCAGCUAGCUAUGGAAGUGAAGGAGAUUAGCUCGAAUUUCUUCCAGUUUAUCUUUGCGUCUCAGGAAGAUAAGAGGAAGGUGGUCUCUGGGCAUAACUGGAUAUAUGAGAACCAAUAUCUCAUCCUCAAAGAAUGGUUCCCAGGUCUUCAUAGCUCGCACAAAUGCUUCGAUGAAGUGAUGAUCUGGGUACAGAUCCUAAACGUACCUCUUAACUGGAUGAGUACGGAGGUGGGGAUGCGCAUUGGGCAAAUCUUCAAUAGGGUGAAUAACGUUGUUAUCUGCAAAAUGGGAGGGGAGCAAGGUAGUUUCAUUAAAAUCUUGGUAGCCCUCAAUCUGAAAGAGCCAAUUCCUAGGUGUACUUCGGUUAAAUUGGGGGAGGAGAGAGUUCUUGUGGCAUUUAGGUAUGAAAGACUGGUUAAUCUCUGCUAUUAUUGUGGGCAUAUUGGCCACUUGCACAGAGGGUGUAAAAUAAGGGAAGAAAACAUUGAAAAUAAUUCAGUGGAGGAAGGUCUGUUCGGGGAAUUGUUGAAGGCUCUUGAAACUUUCCCAGGAGGUAGAUAUAGCCAAACCAGCAGUUCUGGAGACAAAGGCAAUCAACCUAUACAACAGGUCCACCCGGAUUCGCUGGUAUCUGCUAAUACUACUCCCAGCAGUAAGAAGAUCUCUGUUUCAAGUUCAAAAGAUCUGAUUGUGGAGCAAAAUGUUGAUGAUAUGCCGGAAGACUCACACAUUGGGGUUGAAGUCAGGGGUGUGAUUGCAGAUGCAGCCCCAACCACACCACUACCAGAAUCUCUACUAGAAACUCCCACGAGUUUGGAGCAGUAUAUGGAGGUGGAAAACCACAUUAAUAUGAAGGAAAUUAGAGUUCCUCCAUCAGGUAGCAAUAAAGAGGAGGAAGCAGGACUGGGUGGGCCCUCUACAGUUUCCCAGAUCAAGGACUCUAGAAGAGUUCACCACCCAAAUGUAAUUUUUCUUUCUGAAACAAAAAAGUCUCUAAAAUUUACGUCAACAGUUUGCAAAAAAUUGGGGUUUGGUAGUAGAUGGCACCUUGAAAGGCCAAGUGGGACUAAAGGGGGAUUGCUUGUCAUGUGGGAUUUGGAAACUGAGGUCAAACAAAUUAUUAGUAAUGACUUAUGCAUACAAAUGGAGCUGAGAGGGGAGGGUUUUAGUAGUGGGGUUUGGAUGAUCUUUGUCUACAUGAAUUCUGACAAGGCUAUUAGAAGAAGACAAUGGGAGUUUUUGAUUGACAAGAAGAUGAACUGGGGCACCUGUUGGAUGAUAGCGGGUGACUGGAACGAUAUCAUAAGCAAUGAAGAAAAAAGAGGAGGGCUUAGGAGGUUGGAAUCCAGCUUCUCUGAGUUCAGACAAUUCAUUGAAGAAAUGGAAAUGUUGGAGGUUGAUCAGCAAGGCUCAUUCUUUACCUGGGGCAAUAACAGAGCUUCUGAUGGCUAUGUUGAGGAGAGGUUAGAUAAGGUGUUCUCUUCUUGGGACUGGAUGACUAACUUUCCCAACAUGAAGGUUUCAAACUUCUACAGAUCGGCUUCGGAUCACAAUGUUAUCCUUAUUAACACAGAUACUGAAGUGGGAAAGAGAAGGAAAAGAUUCUUAUUUGACAAAGCUUGGGUGAAGAUGGAGGGAGUGACUGAGGCAGUUAAAGAGGGCUGGCAGGUUGAGGUGGAGGGAUCUUUUAUGUUCCAGGUGCACCAGGAAAUCAAACAAACAAGGAUGGCUCUCUUAUCCUGGUACAAACCCAUCCAUAGGAACAGUGACAAGGAGAUCAAACAACUGACUUCUAAAAUGGAGGAUAUGAGGAAGAAUGGCCAGAAUAUUGAUUGGAAGGACUGGUCUGAGACAAAAACUAAAUUGGAUGAUGCACACAGGGCCGAAGAACAGUUCUGGAGAAUCAAAUCUAGGGCAAUGUGGCUCAAAGCUGGAGACUCGAACACCCGUUUUUUUCAUGCUUUUACCUCCCAAAGAAGAAAGACAAAUUCAAUCCAUAAGUUGGCCACAAGGGUCGGGCUGAUAUGUGAUAAACAGGACACCAUUGUUGCCCACAUCUCUGAGUUUUACUCAACUCUGUUCACUUCAGAAGGCACUACUGAUGCUUUUCAUGCAAAUCUAUUGCUGGAGAUUCUCCAAAAGUACCAAAGAUUUUCGGGCCAGAAGGUCAACUUAUAUAAAUCCUCUAUGUUUCUGAGCAAGAACUGCAGUGAAGGUCUGAAAAAUAACAUAUGCUCUAUAUUGAAUGGUGUGGUUGUGAAAAGAUCAUCUAAAUAUUUGGGAUUACCAUUGGGGAUAGGGGCUUCUAAAAAGGAGGCUUUUCAGUAUGUGGUGGACUCUGUUUUGAAUAAGAUUGGCAGCUGGAAGAAUAAUUUCUUGUCCACUGCUGGCAAGGAAGUACUGGUUAAGUCUGUGCUGCAAGCUUUACCUGUAUUU